GUAAGUUUGUGCAUAUUUUGCGGAACGAGAGUAGCUUUCAAAACAAAAAUCACAUGAUGGUUGCCAAAAAGGUUGCUGCUCUUGCUUGAUUUUUUGAUUCAAUGUUGUUGUGAAGAAGUGAAGGUUUAGCCAAUUUAAUCGAAAAGGAUUGUUGUGAAUGGUAUUGGAAAAAUAAUAAAAAUAUGUCUUCACCUCACCCGGAGUCUGUUAAUGACAUGUCAGAAGUGGUCGAAGUUAGAGGAUGCAGUGCAACACCGUGUUGCGAUCCAAGACGUGCUGCUCAUAGAUUUACAGUUUUAAUCUUUAUCUGCUUUUUGAGUUUUGGGAGUUAUUUUUGCUUUGAUAAUCCUGCUGCGCUUCAAGAUCAGAUCACAAAAGAUAUGGAUACCACCAGUCAAAACUACAUGUUAUUGUAUUCGUUAUACUCAUGGCCCAAUGUUAUAUUGUGUUUCUUUGGUGGAUUUCUAAUUGAUCGGGUAUUUGGCAUCAGACUUGGUACUAUUAUUUUCAGUUUAUUUGUAUGUGUUGGCCAGAUAAUAUUUGCAUUGGGUGCCUUACUCGAUCACUAUUGGUUGAUGUUGGCUGGGCGUUUUGUAUUUGGAAUUGGUGGCGAAUCACUAGCAGUAGCUCAAAAUACAUAUGCUGUGUCAUGGUUUAAAGGAGCGGAGCUCAACAUGGUGUUUGGUUUACAACUUAGUUUUUCAAGAGUGGGUAGCACUGUCAACAUGAAUGUUAUGGGCCCACUUUACAAAUUUAUUGAGAAGCACAUCACAAUCACCCAUGGGGGUGAUUAUAAAAUUUUAGGUUGGACUCUCAUGACAGGCUUCUUGUUCUGUUUGCUGUCUCUUUUCUGUGGUUUUAUGAUGGCAUUUUUUGAUAAACGUGCAGCCAGACUAUUGAAAAAGAAUGAAGCAAAAACUGGUGAAGUGAUUCAUUUGACAGAUGUGAAGGAUUUUCCACUUUCUGUUUGGCUUAUCUUCAUAAUUUGUGUAGCAUACUAUGUUGCUGUAUUUCCUUUUAUUAGUUUAGGAUUGUUGUAUUUUCAAUCCAAGUUUGAUUUAGAACCCACGCAAGCAAAUAUCGUUAACAGUUUAGUUUAUCUCAUCUCUGCGGGUGCUUCACCAGUCUUAGGAUUUUUUGUGGAUAAAGUUGGAAACAACAUUUUUAAUUUAAUAUUGGCCAUCACAAUGACUAUCGGUGCUCAUGUAUUGCUUGCGUUCACCUUUCUUAACCCAUAUGUUGCCAUGAUCAUUAUGGGUAUUGGUUAUUCAUUGCUUGCUUGUGCUCUAUGGCCACUUGUUGCUAUGAUUGUACCUGAAUAUCAAUUAGGAACAGCUUAUGGUUUCAUGCAAUCCAUUCAAAAUCUUGGUUUAGCAGUUGUAUCCAUCAUUGCUGGAUCCAUUGUUGAUGGUCGAGGUUAUCUUGUUUUAGAAGUUUUCUUUCUGGCUUGUUUAAGUGUUGCACUGAUUGCUGCUGUUAUGUUGUAUUUAGUCGAUUUAUCCAGAGGUGGGCAGCUAAACAUGAGCGCAUGGAAAAGAAAAACACUCGGUCAAGUUGGAGAUGCUAGUGUGCAUGGUGAGAGAAAACCUCUGCUCGAAGAUUAUUACACGUCACCACCGCCUGGUACCACUAAUCCUGCGUUACAGCCAAAAAGUGCUGCUGCUUUGCGUAAUCGGUUUCUAUCAAAACUAGGAGGACCGGUUUUCCAACCACCCGAUACAUUCCGAACAUCACCUUUCGUGUUUCCUCAUGUGUUGCGUUGAGCGUAAGUGACAUGCUGUUCAAGCCAAUAAUUCGAAAAAAAAUUGUUGCAAAGACAUUUGUUUGCAGAGAUAUUUUUUUAUACACGACUUCACUUUCUUAGUGUGUGCUCGCUUUGGUUGUAUGUUAAAUCUCAUCUUCAGGUUUGAAUGCUUAACUGUUACAUUUGUUUUCUUUAUUAACUUUUACAGUUUUAAACACAGUAACAGAUAAUUUUUCUACAUUUAUAUUAUUUUUGUGCAUUCAAAAACAUUAUAUUAGGCAACUGAAAUUUGUACAUAACAACUUUCUAUUAUGCAUGAUGAAUAUUCCUUACUUUGAUCAAUUUUCAUUACAUUUUGAUAUUCUGCACUUAAUUUGAUAAAAGAUAGAAAGUAAAAAAGCUACACCGUUUGUAAUUUACUUUUUAAACCUGUCAAUGUGUCCACUUUGUUUGGGAAAUAGCUAAAAUUUUACCUAGCUUGGAAAAAUUUAACAAUCGGUGAACCUACCUCUUGAAUAAAUAUUAAUAUUUUCAAUAUUUUUAUGUGCGUCGAUCAAACGUUUAACAUUGAACAGAAUUUUGAUGACUGCUUCACCAGUAUUGACUUGUAUUAUUGUUUACAAUUUGAAUAGAAAUUUUAUUGUUAUUUCGUGUUUUAAGUUAUUGCAAGAUAUCUGUGUUUUUUAAUUAUGUUUAUUAGGUUCGCUUGGAAAAUAGGGAAACUUGAUAGAUAUUCUUUCAGUAUCUGUAUGAUUUGUUAUUAGUUGAACAGAGCAUCUUUUGUUUACAGUUAA
Hydractinia symbiolongicarpus is the source of this 2538-nucleotide messenger RNA. RefSeq names its product major facilitator superfamily domain-containing protein 1-like. Gene Ontology annotation, biological process: transmembrane transport. The transcript has 19 exons. Bases 183 to 1763 code for a protein of 526 amino acids. NCBI's taxonomy places the organism in Eukaryota, Metazoa, Cnidaria, Hydrozoa, Anthoathecata, Hydractiniidae. The record is from RefSeq and is a predicted model, not a curated record. Gene Ontology annotation, cellular component: lysosome. Gene Ontology annotation, molecular function: transmembrane transporter activity.